CCUCCCGCUCUUCCGCGGCGGCCCCGCGACCCGGCGACAGCUGGGACCCAGCUCGUGUCCUCAGAAGUACCUAUGGCUGGACCAGGUCCGUUCCCACACCUCCGAGGGCGCGGGCACCUGAACUUCUGACCCUUUGUAGCGAGUACCGCUGGCCUCCCGGAUGUGUGGAACUGUCUGUGGACCCCUAGCUCUUUGCCACCAUCCCCAUCUUCUUCCACCUGAGGGAUCCUGAAAGCCUCGUCAUGGAAAAGUACCAUGUGUUGGAGAUGAUUGGUGAAGGCUCCUUUGGGAGAGUGUACAAGGGUCGAAAAAAAUACAGUGCUCAGGUCGUGGCCCUGAAGUUCAUCCCCAAACUAGGGCGCUCAGAGAAAGAGCUGAGGAAUCUACAACGAGAGAUUGAAAUCAUGCGGGGCCUGCGGCAUCCCAACAUUGUGCAUAUGCUUGAUAGCUUUGAGACUGACAAAGAGGUGGUAGUGGUGACAGACUAUGCUGAGGGAGAGCUCUUUCAGAUCCUGGAAGAUGAUGGAAAACUUCCUGAAGAACAGGUUCAGGCCAUUGCUGCCCAGCUGGUGUCAGCUCUGUACUAUCUACAUUCCCACCGCAUCCUACACCGGGACAUGAAGCCGCAGAACAUCCUUCUUGCCAAGGAUGGUGGCAUCAAGCUCUGUGACUUUGGAUUUGCCCGGGCUAUGAGCACCAAUACUAUGGUGCUGACGUCAAUCAAAGGCACACCACUGUAUAUGUCUCCAGAACUGGUGGAAGAGCGACCCUACGACCACACUGCAGAUCUCUGGUCUGUGGGCUGCAUCCUGUAUGAGCUGGCCGUAGGCACUCCUCCCUUCUACACUACAAGCAUCUUUCAGCUAGUUAGCCUCAUUCUCAAGGACCCUGUGCGCUGGCCUUCCACUAUCACUCCCUGCUUCAAGAAUUUCCUACAGGGGCUGCUCACCAAGGACCCCCGGCAACGUCUGUCCUGGCCAGACCUCUUACACCAUCCCUUUAUUGCUGGCCGUGUCACUAUAUUAACUGAGCCAGCAUGCUCUAAUUUGGGCACCCCAUUCACCAGUCGCCUACCCCCAGAUCUUCAGGUCCUAAAGGACGAACAGGCCCAUCGACUGGCCCCCAAGGGUAAUCAGUCUCGCAUCUUGCAUGAGGCCUGUAAACGCAUGGCUGAAGAGUCUGAGAAGAAGAAACACCAGAAUACAGACCCUGGCCUUGAACAGGAGGAUAGGACCAGCAAAGUGACUCCUGGCACAGCACCUCAGCCUGGAGGAAAGGCCACUUCUCAGGAGUCAAGCCUUUUGGCUGGGAUUUUGAUCUCAGAAGUGAAAAGCAACUGGACUGAGUGGGAGGAUGGAGAAGCCCCCCCUGCACCCCGGGAAAACCACAUCACCUUGGAUUGUGAACAAACACUCCCAGAGGUGGUGGGCCAACGGAGCAUUGAUGCAGUUGACCUAGAAACUGAGGAGCCAGAUAGCGAUGAUGAGUGGCAACACUUGCUAGAGACCACUGAUCCUGUGCCAGUUCAGCUGAAGGCCCCUCUCACCCUGCUGUGCAAUCCUGACUUCUGCCAACGCAUCCAGAGCCAGCUGCAUGAGACCGGAGGGCAGAUCCUGAAAGGUACCUUGACAGGUGCUUCCCACAUACUCCCUGCACUCCGGGUUCUGAGCAGUCUUCUGUCCAGCUGCAGUGACUCUAUUCCUUUGUAUUCCUUCUGCCGGGAAGCAGGGCUUCCAGGAAUGCUGUUUAGCCUGCUCAAACACAGCCAGGAAAACAACAGUAUCCAGCAGCAACCAUGGUAUGGGUCUUUCUUACGGGACCUGAUGGCUGUGAUUCAGGCCUAUUUUGCCUGUGCAUUCAAUCUGGAGAGGACCCAGACUGGUGACAGUCUACAGGUGUUUCAGGAAGCUGCCAACCUGUUUCUGGACCUGCUGGGGAAACUACUUGCCCAACCAGAUGAUUCUGAGCAGACAUUUAGAAGGGACAGCCUUAUGUGCUUUGCUGUCCUGUGUGAAGCUAUGGAUGGAAACAGCCGGGCCAUCUCCAAAGCCUUUUACUCCAGCCUGUUGACCACCCAGCGUGCUGUGUUGGAUGGGCUCCUCCAUGGCUUGACAAUUCCACAGCUCCCUUUCCACACACCCCCAGGAGCCCCACAAGUGAGCCAGCCACUGCGGGAACAGAGUGAGGAUCUACCUGGAGCUAUUUCCUGUGCCCUGGCAGCCAUGUGCACUGCUCCUGUAGGGCUGCCCAACUGCUGGGACGCCAAGGAGCAGGUCUCUUGGCAUUUGGCAAAUCAGCUGACUGAGGACAGCAACCAGCUAAGGCCGUCCCUCAUCUCUGGCCUGCGGCACCCUGUCCUGUGCCUUCACCUUCUCAAGGUUUUUUACUCCUGCUGCCACACCAGUGAGCGCCUAUGCCGUCUUCUAGGGCAGGAGUCCUUGGCCUUGGAGUCACUGUUGAUGUUGGUCCAGGGCAAGAUAAAAGUAAUAGAUUGGGAAGAGUCCACUGAAGUGGCACUGCACCUCCUCUCCCUUCUUGUCUUUCGGCUCCAAGAUCUGCCUUCUGGAAUGGAGAAGCUAGGCAGUGAGGUUGCUACUCUGUUUACCCACUCACACGUCGUCUCUCUUGUGAAUGCAGCAGCCUGUCUCUUGGGACAGCUUGGUCAGCAAGGAGUGACCUUUGACCUCCAGCCCAGGGAAUGGAUCGCUGCAGCUGCACAUGCCCUGUCUGCCCCUGCAGAGGUCCGGCUGACUCCACCAGGUAGCUGUGGGUUCUACGAUGGCCUCCUUAUCCUCCUGCUGCAGCUCCUUACCAAGCAGGGGAAGGGUAGCCUGAUCAGGGAUGUGGCUAGCUCAGAAGUGUGGACUAUUUUGUGGCACCGCUUCUCCAUGGCCCUGAGGCUACCAGAGGGGUCUACACAGGAAGAGGAACUGUUACUAUCCAGCCCACCCAACCCAGAGCCAGACUGGACACUGAUCUCCCCCCAAGGUAUAGCAGCCCUGCUAAACCUGGCCAUAGCCACCUUCACCCAGGAACCCCAGUUAUGUCUGAGCUACCUGUCGCAGCAUGGAAGCAUCCUCAUGUCUACUCUGAAACACCUGCUUUCCCCCAACUUCCUGCAUCACCUGAGCCAGGCGCCUCGCGGGUUUGAGUUUCUCCCUGUUGUGGUGCUCUCUGUGUGCCAGCUCCUCUGCUUCCCCUUCGCCCUGGAUGUGGAUGCGGACAUCCUUGUCGACAUCUUGGGUGACCUCAGGGACUCAGAAAUUGCAGCCCACUUGCUUCAGGUCUGCUGCCACCAUCUUCUGUUGUCACAAGCGGAGCUGCCCAUCAGCCUCCUUACCCGACUGGCCCUCAUGGAUCUCACCUCUCUCAACCAGUUUGUGAACACAGUGUCUGCCUCCCCCAGAACCAUUAUCUCAUUCCUCUCAGUUGCCCUCCUGAGUGACCAGCCUCCACUAAUCUCUGACCUUCUCUCCCUGCUGGCCCAUGCAGCUCGGGUACUGUCCCCCAACCACUUGUCCUUUAUCCAAGAGCUCCUGGCCGGCUCUGAUGAAUCCUACCGGUCCUUGCGCAGUCUUCUGGGCCACCCAGAGAACACUGUGCGGGCCCGUAUAUAUGGACUUCUGGGACAUUUGCUCCAACACAGCAUAAGCCUACGUGGGGCUUUACAGUGCCAGGCUGGGCUGCUCAACCUUCUGCUGCUAGGGCUGGGAGACAAAGACCCUUCUGUACGUCGUAGUGCCAGCUUUGCUGUGGGCAAUGCAGCAUACCAGGCUGGACCCCUGGGACCUGCCCUAGCAGCUGCAGUGCCCAGUAUCACCCAGCUGCUUGGAGAUCCUCAGGCUGCUAUCCGGCGCAAUGCUGCAUCAGCCCUGGGCAACUUAGGGCCCGAAGGGUUGAGAGAAGAGCUUUUACAGUGCCAAGUACCCCAGCGGCUCCUCGAGAUGGCCUGUGGAGACCCUCAGCCAAAUGUGAAGGAGGCUGCCCUCAUUGCCCUCCGAAGCCUCCGACAGGAGCCCUGUAUCCAUCAGGUGCUGGUGUCCUUGGGUGCCAGUGAGAAAUUAGCCUUGCUCUCUCUGGGGAAUCAGUUACUGCCUCAUGGAAGUCCCAGGCCUGCCUCUGCUAGACACUGCAGAAAACUCAUCCAUCUCCUGAGGCCAACCCACAACACGUGAUUCCCUGAUGCUGAGGUCCAGCCUCCAGCCUUCAUUGCCCUACUGUUGCCAAGUCUUCCGUAUUCUCCUACACAAGCCACUAACUCAUCUUGAGAGCUGAAGAGACUGAAAGAGAAUGAUAAGCUGCCAACUUACCUGAGAGUUGAGAAACUAGAAGAGAUUUAUGUCUAAAGCCCCUUUCUCCCCCCAGAUUCAGGAUGAUUUCAGCCAGUAAACUUCAUUGCUGUUGG
Perognathus longimembris pacificus (Pacific pocket mouse) is the source of this 4405-nucleotide messenger RNA. It is a transcript of the gene Stk36, whose product is annotated as serine/threonine kinase 36. NCBI's taxonomy places the organism in Eukaryota, Metazoa, Chordata, Mammalia, Rodentia, Heteromyidae. The record is from RefSeq and is a predicted model, not a curated record. Gene Ontology annotation, cellular component: cytoplasm. The transcript has 27 exons. Gene Ontology annotation, molecular function: ATP binding; protein kinase activity. Gene Ontology annotation, biological process: protein phosphorylation. The coding region runs from base 243 to 4175 and encodes 1310 amino acids.